UUAAAAACAGAGCAAAUUCACAACAGAGUUAACCAACAACAAGAAAAAAAAUGUCUCUAAUUCCGAGCAUCUUUGGAGGUCGACGAACAAACGCCUUUGAUCCAUUCUCGUUAGACGUAUGGGAUCCGUUCCAAGGAUUCUUGACACCAUCGGCUUUAGCAAACGCACCAGCCAAGGACGUUGCAGCGUUCACAAACGCUAAAGUGGACUGGAGAGAGACACCUGAGGCGCACGUGUUCAAGGCGGACUUGCCGGGGCUUAAGAAGGAAGAGGUGAAAGUGGAGGUUGAAGAUGGGAACAUACUUCAGAUAAGUGGAGAGAGGAGCAGUGAGAAUGAAGAGAAGAGUGACAAGUGGCACCGUGUGGAGAGGUCGAGUGGGAAGUUUAUGAGGAGGUUUAGGUUGCCGGAGAAUGCAAAGAUGGAGGAAGUGAAGGCGAGUAUGGAGAACGGUGUGUUGUCCGUUACGGUGCCAAAAGUGCCUGAGAAGAAGCCUGAGGUUAAGUCCAUUGAUAUCUCCGGUUAAGUGGAACUUUCAAGUUUGGAAAUUGAAGACUAAAGAUGUGUUGUGGACUUGUGGAGUUGUGGUGUGAAAUUAAAUUAAUAAUGUGGUCUUUCUUUUUUCAUGUAAUAUUAUGUUUAUCUUAAUAAGAGUGUUUUGAAAUAUAAUUAUCCCCACUGGUCAUUAAUAUAAGUUAAUCUUAAUAAAUUUCUAUGA
Molecule: messenger RNA, 716 nt
Organism: Capsella rubella
Lineage: Eukaryota; Viridiplantae; Streptophyta; Magnoliopsida; Brassicales; Brassicaceae
Product: 17.6 kDa class I heat shock protein 3
Exons: 1
Coding region: 51-524 (157 amino acids)
Biological process (GO): protein folding; response to heat; response to hydrogen peroxide
Source: RefSeq, a predicted model, not a curated record